Molecule: messenger RNA, 1028 nt
Organism: Salvia splendens (bonfire salvia)
Lineage: Eukaryota; Viridiplantae; Streptophyta; Magnoliopsida; Lamiales; Lamiaceae
Product: G-type lectin S-receptor-like serine/threonine-protein kinase SD1-1
Exons: 6
Coding region: 1-765 (254 amino acids)
Biological process (GO): protein phosphorylation
Cellular component (GO): plasma membrane
Molecular function (GO): ATP binding; protein serine/threonine kinase activity
Source: RefSeq, a predicted model, not a curated record
AUGAGUCAAGAAGUUGUAGGGCUGUUCAGUGCAACUCAUGCGAAAGAAGGGGAGCUGCUGCCAUUCUUCAGUUUGCCUACGGUUUUAAAAGCUACUGAUAAUUUUUCAAACACGAGCAAGCUGGGUGAGGGCGGAUUUGGACCUGUCUAUAGAGGCGUGCUGGAAGACGGGCAAGAAAUUGCUGUGAAACGCUUGUCAAAGAUGUCGAGCCAAGGAGUGAACGAGCUGAGAAAUGAAGUGAUGCUGAUAGCCAAACUUCAGCAUCGUAAUCUAGUGAGGACUCUGGGAUUUUGUGCUCAAGAAGAGGAAUACAUGUUGAUCUACGAAUACAUGCCUAAUCAUAGCCUCGACUUAACAUUAUUUGACAAGGAAAAGAGUAUGCUCCUUGACUGGCAAAAGCGAUUCGAUAUCAUCAACGGAAUUGCAAAAGGGCUACUCUAUCUUCAUCAAGAUUCGAGGCUGAGAAUCAUCCACCGCGACCUCAAAGCUAGCAACAUAUUGCUUGAUGCUGAUAUUAUUCCCAAGAUAUCUGACUUUGGAUUAGCUAGGAGCUUCGGAGGAAACCAAACAGAAGCUCAGACACGCAGAGUUAUUGGAACAUACGGCUACAUGUCUCCGGAAUAUGCUAUAGAUGGGUUGUUUUCAGUUUUGGUGUUCUGGUGCUGGAGCUUGUUAGCGGCCACAGAAACAGAGGAUUCCUUCUUAAAGACCACAAUCUCAAUCUUCUUGGACAUGCGUGGAGUCUUUACAAGGAAGAUAGUUUGAGAAAACUAGUCGAUCCUUGUCUGGAUGAGGCUUUCGACUUGGGACAAGUGGAACGUGCAAUCCAGGUGGGGCUGCUGUGCGUGCAGAACAGCCCAGACGACAGGCCAAACAUGUCGUCUGUGGUGUUCAUGCUGGGGAAUGAAGUGGCGCUUCCACAGGCGAAGCAGCCAGGUUUCUUCGCGGAGAGGGACAUUUCUAUUGAUGACAGCUCUAAUCCGACAGCUUCGCAUAAUCAACUUACAAUCACUUGGACACAAGGUAGA